This is a messenger RNA of Bursaphelenchus okinawaensis, 222 nucleotides long. Lineage: Eukaryota; Metazoa; Nematoda; Chromadorea; Rhabditida; Aphelenchoididae. The record is from the annotation of a GenBank genome assembly.
AUGGAAUGGUAUGAUCUGCGGCUUGGCCACUUUUGCGCCAUACCCCGUGAAGGAGACAAAAUUUGGAAAACAAGUUCGAAAAAUACAAGCUCACCACAACCACCACGACUAUCACAACCGCAUCUACCACAACCAUCACGACUACCAAAACCGCAUCUACCACAACCAUCACGACGUCAACUAGUACCAGCAUCAAGACUUGAACCACCACAACCUCAAUGA